Molecule: messenger RNA, 345 nt
Organism: Cylicostephanus goldi
Lineage: Eukaryota; Metazoa; Nematoda; Chromadorea; Rhabditida; Strongylidae
Source: the annotation of a GenBank genome assembly
GAUAUGGGUGACGGAUUCAUGGCGGUUCCAUUGCGGUCGUCAGCCACAGGAAAGCCGAUAAGAUCAGCCGCUGAUCUUGACUGCAAGGACUUUGAUGCUUGUCGAUGGAGAACUGGUGGCGAGGCUGCGAAACCAUGGCAGAUGUCGUCGAGUCCACUUCCACGCGAAUUGAUUUUCAGCGCCACCGGUAAUUAUGUCGGGCCUGAGGGAACCUACAGUGUGCUUUAUAUAGAGCAGGAUACAAAGGUAAUUGUUACUGUUUCCGGAAUUCCCACCCCAGACCUUUGCAAUGUGCAGGAAGCUUAUGAAAAUUCAGUGACUGAGUCCUCAAAUCUAAGCAGUUAA